Molecule: messenger RNA, 2475 nt
Organism: Clupea harengus (Atlantic herring)
Lineage: Eukaryota; Metazoa; Chordata; Actinopteri; Clupeiformes; Clupeidae
Product: transmembrane channel-like protein 6
Exons: 19
Coding region: 50-2293 (747 amino acids)
Cellular component (GO): plasma membrane
Molecular function (GO): mechanosensitive monoatomic ion channel activity
Source: RefSeq, a predicted model, not a curated record
AGAGACACAGGACACAUUUCAAAGCACAAAGCAGCAGCUGGUGGCCAGCAUGGCUGCGAGGGAUGAUCAGAGUAUUGAGGUGGUGAGCUCUGGCGACGUACAAGGGAUAGGGAUGGUGGAGAUGGACUUUUGGACAGACUCAGACUCAGAGUCAGACCCAGAUGAGUUGGUGACCUUGGACAGUUAUGGUGGGAGGGAUGAUCCAGGACAGCCCUGUAUCCAAAUCAUGGAUGAGUGCCCCACAAAUGAGAGCGAUGGCAUCCCACUCUCAGCCAUGCGGAGUCACACUAUCAGAGGACGCAGUCGGGCAGCAGUCCUCUCCCAGUACCUGGACUCUUCUCAGUGCAGGCGUCCGAUGUCCACCAUCUUCUCCCACAGGUCCACCAUUCGCUCAUGCCGUCCCUCGCACCCUGUAGAAACACACCAGGAACUCAGUGAUGAAGCGAGGCAAAGGAAGGAGCUGGUGAAGAACCUGACGCGUGUGUCCAAAAGGGAGGGUGUGUGUAUGAUUCGAGGUCUGCCCUUGAGUAUGGACGAAAAGAGACAUCUCCGAAGAGAAGUGUAUCUGGAUGUAGAAGGCCCUUCUAGUUACAUGGCCCUUCAUUGCAGUUGGUUUCGAUUUGCUCUAAGCGGGGCAAGACAGCAUGUGCACCUGUCAACCCUGUGGAGGGGCACUCUGAAGCGGGUCGGUGCUCACUUUGGCACGGGGGUCCUGUCCUAUUUCCUCUUUGUGCGGACCCUUCUGCUGUACAACAGCAUCAUGGCUCUCCUUGUAGGCCUGUUUGUGGUGCUGCCACAGGCCACACAGGGCCCGGAGCUGCCCCCAGCCCGGCAGAACUUCAGUGGCCUGGAACUGCUCAGUGGAGAGGGUUACUUUACCAACUCACUGAUGUACUAUGGCUACUACACUAACACCAGCCUAAGGGAGGCCGGUAUCUCCCAGGGUCCGGAGGCCUCUAUCUUCCAGAAGGCAGGGGAGCUGGGCUACAGUAUCCCCCUGGCGUACCUCUUCAUCGUCAUCAUCUCUUUCUUCAUCACCUGUGUCAUGCUUGUGUACAGUUUGUCUAAGUCUAUGGGCAAGAGUUUGCAGUCCGAGGGGGGCUUGACAGUGUGGUUCUUUGGCUCCUGGGAUUUUAAAGUCACCAAGAAAUCCUCAAUCCUCCUGAAGCAAGCCAGCAUCCUCACCCAGCUAAAGGAACGGAUUUCUGAGAGGAUGGCGCGGAAUAAGAAAGGAGGCUGGAUGGUGAGGGUGUGGCAGUUGGUGGUGUGUGGAUUGGUAUGGAUCAUUUGUCUGAGCAGCACUGGUAUCUGUGUCCUGGGCAUCUACUUGUAUGUUAAAUACAUCCACCUGGAAAAGGUUAAGAAUGUCUUAGGGCUGCCUUUUCUGGUAAGCCUUGUGAAUCUGGUGCUGCCAGGCCUGUUCAGAGCAACAAGCAGGGCCGAACGCUACCAGUCACCCAGUACACAGGCAUAUGUGGCCAUCUUAAGACAUUUGCUGCUAAAGUCAAGCAUUCUCUCCGUGCUUUCCUUCCAUUGGAUGACAGAUGAUCACAGAAGACUUGGUCAAGAGUGUUGGGAGACCUACAUUGGUCAAGAGCUUUACCGGCACGUGGUUACAGACCUGGUCAUGACCCUGCUGCACACCCUCUGUGGCGAGUUCCUGUGGAGCCAGUGCGUGAUAGGGGUGCGGAGGAGAGACCAGAGGCCUGUGUUUGACAUCGCACGGAAUGUUCUAGACCUCAUUUAUGGGCAGACUCUGGCCUGGGCAGGAGUGUUGUUUUCUCCAUUGUUGCCGGCUGUGCAGAUACUCAAGCUACUUCUUCUGUUCUACAUAAAGAAGGCCAGUCUGCUGCUGAACCACCGUCCCUCUCACCAGCUCUGGAGAGCCAAUCGGAUGAGCACAGUCUUCACCACUCUCCUCUGUUUCCCAGCAUUCACUGGGGUGGCGGGGUGUGUGGCCUACACCAUGUGGACGGUGAAGCCAUCCCUCACGUGUGGUCCCUUUCGGUCGCGUUCCACUAUGUUUUCAUUGGAGAGCGAGUGGGAAGAGCUGAAGGAUGCCCAUUACAGCCUGGCAUGGCUGUCCGUGGUCUACACCCACCUACUGAAGAAACCCAUCUUCCUCUACAUCAUUGCCACGCUAUUACUGUUGGUGAUCUAUAUAAAUAAACAAAGGAAUGAAGGACAGAAAAGACUGAUUUCCCUCCUGAAGAAGCAGAUCAGAAAUGAAGGGGAAGAUACAAAAUUUCUCAUUAGUAAACUGAACACACUUCACCAGGAACACCAAGAGUGAUAUCAGGUAUCCAAAAAGCCUGCCAGGACUUCCAAGGAAAGAGAAGAGGCAGAAUGCAUGACCUCCAGUUUUUUCUUUGUUAAAGAAUACUUUGGAACUUGGAAUAGUCAAUAUGUUAUGUAAGAAAACGUGCCGUUUAUUAGGUAGAAUAAAGAGUGUGUUUGACAUAUUUUCAACUGCAA